UGUCCUUCCAGAGCUCCCUGGAUGCUUCCGGAUUGAGAAGGCUCUGAGCCGUUUCCGCCGCCAUUGCGGAUUUUGGACAGAAGAUCAGUCGUAGCCACUGCUAUCCAUCGAUGCAGUGCAGGAAGCAAACACAGAAGAGGGACAAUUUUGACAUUUUUACUGGUACCAGAUUUAGGGAACACGAUUAACAACACCCUAUAUUAUUUUUAUCGUGUUUUUCUUCGUUUUCGCUGACUGGCUCCGACCUACACGCACAGUGAGGAGGUCGUAGCUAGCGCGGUGCUACUGCCUAGCUAGCCAGCUGUACGGCUAGGAUUUCAGAACCCUGGAGGAGAUCAAGGAAACCACCAUGGCUCAAAUCCUACCUAUCCGCUUCCAGGAGCACCUACAGCUCCAGAACCUGGGAAUCAACCCAGCCAACAUUGGAUUCAGCACUCUUACUAUGGAGUCCGACAAGUUCAUCUGUAUAAGAGAGAAAGUGGGAGAGCAGGCCCAGGUUGUCAUCAUCGAUAUGGCCGACCCCAACAAUCCCAUCCGCAGGCCCAUCUCUGCAGACAGUGCCAUCAUGAACCCUGCCAGCAAAGUUAUUGCCCUUAAAGCGGCAAAAACCCUGCAGAUCUUUAACAUUGAGAUGAAGAGCAAGAUGAAGGCUCACACGAUGACCGAUGACGUGACCUUCUGGAAGUGGAUCUCCCUCAACACCGUUGCCCUGGUCACAGACAAUGCAGUCUACCAUUGGAGCAUGGAGGGUGAUUCUCAGCCAAUCAAAGUCUUUGACCGUCACUCCAGCCUGGCAGGCUGCCAGAUCAUCAACUACCGCACUGAUGCCAAACAGAAGUGGUUGCUGCUUAUUGGCAUUUCAGCACAGCAAAACCGUGUUGUUGGAGCCAUGCAGCUGUACUCAGUGGACAGGAAAGUGUCUCAGCCCAUUGAGGGGCAUGCCGCCGGCUUUGCACAGUUCAAGAUGGAGGGAAACACUGAAGAGUCCACCCUGUUCUGCUUUGCAGUGCGAGGACAGGCAGGAGGAAAGCUGCAUAUCAUUGAAGUAGGGACUCCACCGACUGGGAACCAGCCAUUUCCAAAGAAAGCUGUGGACGUUUUCUUUCCUCCAGAAGCUCAGAAUGACUUCCCUGUUGCCAUGCAGAUCAGUUCCAAGCAAGAUGUAGUCUUUCUCAUCACCAAAUAUGGCUACAUCCACCUCUAUGACCUGGAGACUGGAACUUGUAUCUACAUGAACAGGAUCAGUGGGGAGACCAUUUUUGUCACUGCCCCCCAUGAGCCUACUGCGGGUAUCAUUGGAGUCAACAGGAAAGGACAGGUGUUGUCGGUAUGCGUGGAGGAGGAAAACAUCAUUCCCUAUAUUACCAAUGUGCUCCAGAACCCAGACCUGGCACUCCGCAUGGCUGUCCGCAACAACCUUGCCGGUGCAGAGGAGCUGUUUGCCCGCAAAUUCAACACCCUCUUUGCAGCAGGGAAUUACUCAGAAGCUGCCAAGGUGGCAGCCAAUGCACCCAAGGGUAUCCUGCGGACCCCAGACACCAUCCGUCGGUUCCAGAGUGUUCCAGCCCAGCCAGGCCAGACGUCUCCCUUGCUCCAAUACUUUGGCAUCUUGCUGGACCAAGGCCAACUUAAUAAGUUUGAGUCUCUGGAGCUGUGCAGGCCUGUCCUCCAACAGGGCCGCAAGCAACUGUUAGAGAAAUGGUUGAAAGAGGACAAGCUGGAGUGCUCUGAGGAGCUUGGAGACUUGGUGAAGUCUGUAGAUCCUACUCUUGCCCUCAGUGUCUACCUCAGAGCCAACGUCCCGAAUAAGGUCAUUCAGUGCUUUGCAGAGACUGGACAGUUCCAGAAGAUUGUCCUCUAUGCCAAGAAGGUGGGCUACACUCCAGACUGGAUCUUCUUGCUAAGGAACGUAAUGCGGAUCAGUCCAGAGCAGGGACUUCAGUUCUCCCAGAUGCUGGUACAGGACGAAGAGCCACUUGCUGACAUUACACAGAUUGUUGAUGUGUUCAUGGAGUACAACCUGAUCCAGCAGUGCACAUCCUUCCUACUAGACGCCCUGAAGAAUAACAGACCCACGGAGGGACCACUGCAGACACGCUUGCUGGAAAUGAAUUUGGUGCAUGCACCACAGGUUGCAGACGCAAUCCUGGGCAAUCAGAUGUUCACCCACUAUGACCGUGCUCACGUGGCACAGCUGUGUGAGAAGGCCGGCCUCCUGCAGAGGGCACUGGAGCAUUAUACUGACCUGUAUGAUAUUAAGCGCGCUGUGGUGCACACACAUCUUCUCAACCCAGAGUGGUUGGUGAAUUUCUUUGGUUCCUUGUCAGUGGAGGACUCUCUGGAGUGUCUGAGGGCCAUGCUAUCUGCAAACAUCCGCCAGAACCUGCAGAUCUGUGUCCAGGUCGCCUCCAAGUACCAUGAGCAGCUCACUACUCAGUCCCUCACUGAACUUUUUGAGUCGUUCAAGAGCUUUGAAGGUUUGUUCUACUUCUUGGGUUCCAUUGUGAACUUCAGCCAGGAUCCAGAGGUCCACUUCAAAUAUAUCCAGGCUGCCUGCAAGACAGGCCAGAUCAAAGAGGUGGAGAGAAUCUGCAGAGAGAGUAACUGCUACGACCCUGAACGUGUGAAGAACUUCCUCAAGGAAGCCAAGCUGACUGACCAGCUGCCUUUGAUCAUUGUGUGUGACCGCUUUGAUUUUGUCCACGAUCUGGUCCUGUACCUGUACCGCAACAGCCUGCAGAAAUACAUUGAGAUCUACGUGCAGAAGGUGAACCCAAGCCGUCUGCCGGUGGUCAUUGGAGGGUUACUGGAUGUAGAUUGUGCUGAGGAUGUGAUUAAGAACCUGAUUUUGGUGGUUAGAGGGCAGUUCUCCACAGACGAACUGGUGGCUGAAGUGGAGAAAAGAAAUCGACUGAAGCUGCUGCUGCCUUGGUUAGAGGCUCGUAUUCAUGAAGGUUGUGAGGAGCCUGCUACCCACAAUGCCCUGGCCAAGAUCUACAUUGACAGCAACAACAACCCUGAGCGCUUCCUGAGGGAGAACCCCUACUACGACAGCCGCGUGGUCGGCAAGUACUGUGAGAAAAGAGACCCCCACCUGGCCUGUGUGGCCUAUGAAAGAGGACAGUGUGACCAGGAACUGAUUCAUGUGUGCAAUGAGAACUCGCUGUUCAAGAGUCUGUCCCGCUACCUUGUAAAGCGCAAGAACCCUGAGCUGUGGGCGAGCGUGCUGCUGGAGACCAACAAUUACAGAAGACCACUCAUCGACCAGGUUGUCCAGACAGCCUUGUCUGAGACCCAGGAUCCAGAGGAGGUGUCCGUCACAGUCAAGGCCUUUAUGACCGCGGACCUUCCCAAUGAGCUCAUCGAGCUUCUGGAGAAGAUUGUCCUGGAUAACUCUGUCUUUAGCGAGCACAGAAACCUCCAGAAUCUGCUCAUCCUGACAGCUAUUAAAGCUGACCGGACACGUGUUAUGGAGUACAUCAACCGUCUGGACAACUAUGAUGCCCCAGACAUUGCGAACAUCGCCAUCAGUAAUGAGCUGUUUGAGGAGGCCUUUGCUAUUUUUAGAAAAUUUGAUGUCAACACCUCUGCUGUGCAGGUUCUGAUUGAGCACAUUGGUAACCUGGACAGAGCUUAUGAGUUUGCUGAGCGCUGCAAUGAGCCACCAGUGUGGAGUCAGCUGGCAAAGGCCCAGCUUCAGAAGGGCCUGGUCAAAGAAGCCAUUGACUCUUACAUUAAGGCGGAUGACCCUUCUGCUUACAUGGAGGUGGGACAAGCUGCAGCCCAAAGCGGGAACUGGGAGGACCUGGUCAAGUUUCUGCAGAUGGCCCGUAAGAAGGCCCGCGAGUCAUACGUUGAAACAGAGUUGAUCUUUGCCCUGGCCAAGACCAACCGCCUCGCUGAGCUGGAAGAGUUCAUUAACGGACCCAAUAAUGCUCACAUUCAGCAAGUGGGUGACCGUUGUUAUGACGACAAGAUGUAUGAGGCAGCCAAACUGCUCUACAACAAUGUGUCCAACUUUGGCCGUCUGGCCUCCACUCUGGUGCACCUGGGAGAGUAUCAGGCAGCUGUGGACGGAGCUCGCAAGGCCAACAGCACCCGCACCUGGAAGGAGGUGUGUUUUGCGUGUGUAGAUGGGAAAGAGUUCCGUCUUGCCCAAAUGUGUGGCCUGCAUAUUGUCGUCCACGCCGAUGAACUGGAGGAACUCAUCAACUACUACCAGGACCGCGGUUACUUUGAGGAGCUGAUCACCAUGCUGGAGGCUGCCCUUGGACUGGAGCGUGCUCACAUGGGUAUGUUCACUGAGCUGGCCAUCCUCUACUCCAAAUUCAAACCCCAGAAGAUGAGGGAGCACCUGGAGCUCUUCUGGUCCCGUGUCAACAUUCCAAAGGUUCUCAGGGCAGCAGAGCAGGCCCACCUCUGGGGGGAGCUGGUGUUCCUCUACGACAAGUACGAGGAGUACGACAACGCCAUCAUCACUAUGAUGAACCACCCAUCCAAUGCUUGGAAGGAGGGCCAGUUCAAGGACAUUGUCACCAAGGUGGCCAAUGUGGAGUUGUACUACAAGGCCGUCCAGUUUUAUCUGGAGUUCAAACCAUUGUUGCUGAACGACCUGCUCAUCGUCCUCUCUCCAAGACUGGACCACUCACGCGCUGUCAACUUCUUCAGCAAGGUGAAACAGCUGCCUCUGGUUAAACCUUACCUAAGGUCUGUCCAGAAUCACAACAACAAGUCAGUAAAUGAGGCACUCAACAACCUCUUCAUCAUUGAGGAAGACUAUGCGGCAUUACGUGCUUCCAUCGAUGCCUAUGACAACUUUGACAAUAUCACGCUGGCCCAGGGCCUGGAGAAGCAUGAGUUGAUUGAGUUUAGGAGGAUCGCAGCCUACCUUUUCAAGGGCAACAACCGCUGGAAACAAAGUGUGGAGCUCUGCAAGAAGGACAAGCUCUACAAGGAUGCCAUGCAGUACGCAUCAGAGUCCAAAGACAUCGAGCUGGCAGAGGAGCUCCUGGCUUGGUUCCUGAAUGAGGACAAGAAGGAAUGUUUUGCAGCCUGCCUAUUCACCUGCUACGACCUGCUGCGGCCCGACGUGGUGCUAGAGACUGCCUGGCGACAUAACAUCAUGGACUUCUCCAUGCCAUACUUCAUCCAGGUCAUGAGGGAGUAUCUCUCUAAGGUUGAUGCGAUAAAGGAAAAGGUGAAAGUCGAAUCCAUUUUCUAAUCAUUCUUUUUGACCCCUCUCCCAUACCCUGUAGCCUGUAGUUUGGAGGAGUGAAAUUAGCAGAAACCGCAUGACCCCUCUCCCCCCAUGUCACUCCGCUGCUUCUGAUUGUAAACUCCACAUCUCCACUAGACCACCUACCAACCCACGAGACUCCAGAGCGGGGCUCUUCACACCCAUCCCUCAGGGUCCCUUUGCUAGAUUUGCUGUCGUCAGUGAUGGCUCUGGAUCAAACCAUUAUUUAAUUAGACCCGCACAAAACACAUAGCAAGAGGAGGUGUGAAAAUCUAGUUCUUUUAUGUGUUUAAGAUGUGACAGUUCUAUUCCUUACUUGACAUUACAUCUAAUUAUUAAUAAGUGCUGAUAAUAUUCACCUACUGAGAAAUUGAACAGAGAUCACUGUAAAUAUUUGGUUUUUGUUAAAGUGGUGACAUUUUGCUGUCAGGUCGCCAGACUUGCUCAGGCAUGUCAAUACAGUAACCAUUAGCUUUGAUCCUAAUUUAAGCAGGGUCUAUAUUUAUAUACUUUUUAAUUUGCAGGAUUACAGUUACAGACACAAUAUACUUGUACUUUGCUAACAGCAGUUGAACACUGAAGUUUUGCUGAUGAGGCCGUUGCUAAUUGUUCUUGUUCCAAGCCUCACCUCAAACCUGGAACAGUUUUUUGUCAGCAGGAAACACACAGUAAACACAACCCUGACAUUUUAAGUUGGUACGGCGAACUAGAGCUUGGUCGCUGAAAACGGCUGCCAACGACACUAUGAGAGCAGUGAGCGUAAACGAGAACGAUAAGUUACGGGCCAAAAAACCAAAACCAUGAGCUGAAAGAUGCUAUAAAAACCCACAGAGCCGAGGGGAACAGCCAGGUCCAGUGAUAAUCGUCUGUGCCCCAUCACAGCCUUUCUCCUCAAACACACUGAGCCAUCCACUUAAGCCUGCAUGCCCAUCAGCUCUCCUUAGGCAUGGGUGAAGAGCGCCACUCUGGAUAGCAAACUCACCUGCUGUGGUCAGGUCCUUUUCUCACCAGACUUGUAGAUUAAUGCGAAUGUUGGUCUGUCUUGUAACACCACUCAGCUGCCGUCUGCUGCUCUCCAUCAUACUGACUUAGUUCAGGACCCUUUCAGGAAUAGUAUGUUUUUGUAGACAUUGUAAAGGGAUUUUUAAGACAUUAUCACUUUAAUAAUUCUUGAUUUACAUCCUUAUGUUGAGAGGGGUGAGUGCAUAUUUAUAACUGUAUUUGGACAGUGGUGUAGUAGCAUAGAGCGGAGCUAGGUGUAAGACCUGAUUUCGGUAAUAAAAGAGCCAGUAGAGUGCCAUUAUUUUCAUUUUAAGUGACCAUUCUUACAGAGCCUUUCUAUUAUUUUUCUCCAUGUUUGUUUGUACUGAAUUCAUCUCAACGCCAUAGAAGAACACAGACGAUUAAAAACCAUAAACAUUAGGACAGGCAUUUUGAGAGGGGUAUUUUUCUACAGUAUAGGUCUCUUGAGGAGUAUUUGCUACUGUAAAGUGUGGUCUCUUUAAGCAACAAACGGCUUGAGUUUAUGAGAGCAAAUAAUCUGUUUGGGUGUGUUCUUUGUAGAGCGACAAGCAUGCAUUACCCCCCUCCAUUGGUAGCAUCAGCAGCACUCAGGCCAGGCUAUGAGACAUCGUUGGCUGUGCCUGCUUCUGGAAACCUUGAACUGGCUGUACAAAUCCAUCCCCUCCACCCUCUUUCACACUACCUCCACUUUCUGCUUCUCUGUCUUUCUCUCUCAUGCACUCUUCAAGAAGAAAAUAACUCAACUGCCGCUUCAGCAUGUCUGUCAACCCUUCUCUUCUGAAACGAAACAAGAGCCUGUCUUUUCUCAAAACAGCCUGCUUAACUAGGCUGACUGACUGUAGUCGUAAGAAACCAGAUAGUAUGUAGAGAACUGAACCCAAAACCACUGUAAGAGGAAAGCUAUCCUAUUGCAUUGUCCUUAACUGAUUUCUUUAGUAUUUAAGCUGCACACUG
Molecule: messenger RNA, 7213 nt
Organism: Perca flavescens (yellow perch)
Lineage: Eukaryota; Metazoa; Chordata; Actinopteri; Perciformes; Percidae
Product: clathrin heavy chain 1
Exons: 31
Coding region: 350-5221 (1623 amino acids)
Biological process (GO): clathrin coat assembly; intracellular protein transport; receptor-mediated endocytosis
Cellular component (GO): clathrin-coated endocytic vesicle; clathrin coat of trans-Golgi network vesicle; clathrin coat of coated pit
Molecular function (GO): clathrin light chain binding; structural molecule activity
Source: RefSeq, a predicted model, not a curated record